UUUCAUUUUCUUUCGCAAACCGCCGCUCCGCAGCCUAAGAGUAGUAGUAACUAGACGACUUGCUAAUUGUAGCCCCAUCAUUGAUAUAAGUCAACUUCAUGCAUCAUGAUCAUUUCUGGAAGUGAUGAACGGCAAGUAGAAGUCAGCCCCAUUUCAAGCUUGGGGAGGAGUGUUCUAGAUGACGAAGAAUCGGGUCCAAAGGAAAUCUCAUUUUUGCCAGAUGCCACAAUGGACAAUGGGAUCAAAAGUAUAUUUGUAAAGCGGGACUAUGCCUCUCUGGGAAGUGAUAUAAGAGAUACACCAACAUGUUCACCCACAUCCAGUGUUUCCAGCUCUCCCACCUCUUUGCAUCGACCAGUCGUUUCAAGCAAUAAUUACGAGGUCGUCCAAUCCACAUCACCACCGCCACAACUACAGCCACCAAUUACGAUGGCUCGGCGAUUGCGCCGCGGCAACAAGAAAGAUCGAUAUCCUCAAAAGAGUCAAAAGGACAGCAAAAGCAGCCAUACUAGCGCCACUACCGGUAGCACCAUUACUACUCCUGCUUCCUUUGGAAAAGCGUCACAAAACAACAGCAAGAAAACGGGCCAUUCUCAUUUGUAUGGAAUCAUAUUGGUUCUGCUGCUCAUGAUCUACACGAUUGGCUUGUUCUACUUGCGCCUCAAGAUGGAAGCUUCCGAGAUUGAACAGCAACUGGAUCAAAUCAAGGUACCUCAGGGCUGGAGGCAACUCGAUAGCAAAAUCCUCGAAAAGAUGACAACUAGCACGAAUGUUAUUGGCGGUACAACAACAAAUAAUGAUGAAAACAGCAGAAGAACUGUCCGAGUCCAACGGCAUGCUCAGAUACGAUUCCCUCAGGUAGACAAGAAUGAUGAUUCCACCAUGGUUCUGUUCUACCACAUUUACCUCCCGCAACCAGAUCCUUCCGAAGCACUGCGAAUUAUCCGCGAACAGCUCCAACAAAUUGCCAGUUAUACGCCGCCAGGCAAGCAAGUUUUGCUCUUGUACACCACCAUCGGUGACCGCCAUGCUCUACUGCCCGAAAAGAUGCACAACUGGUGUACCGAAACCAAACUGGAAUGUCGUCGACUACAGCACUACGAUGUUGGUCGAGAAGAACUCACGCUGCAAAUGGUGAAUGACUUUUGUCAACAGCAACCGGCCGACUAUCGAAUAGGGUAUCUGCACAACAAGGGAUCGCAUCAUCCAUCUCCACUCAAUGAACAGUGGCGUCGACUCAUGACCCACGCCGUCAUGAAGGAGGAUUGCUGGCCGAGCAAACAAAAGAAUUACGACAAUUGCAACGUCUGCGGUCUCUACUUUACAUUUGAUCGCGGUCUGUUCAUGGCGGGCAAUGUCUGGACGGCCACGUGUGGAUACGUGCAACAACUCAUGGAGCCACGGUACUUUGAACCCAACAUGACCGAGAUUGUCACCAAAGCGUGGGUGCAGUCGGUCAAAUACGGAACAUUCGGAUACACGCAGUAUCCGCAAGAACCUCCCUUUCUCGGGUUGGAUCGAUACGCGGCGGAAUGGUGGAUUGGCAGUCAUCCUACCAUUGAACCGUGUGACUAUUCGGGGACCAUCCCCAAAGGCGUUGGGUAUGAUCGAACCAAACAGUUUCUCAAACUCGUUUGGGAUACGACUGGUUUGAACAUGACGAGCAACUUUACCUUUGUCGCUGGUCCCAGGUUUCCGGGACAACGCUACAAACUUCCAAAGGGUAGCAUAUACAACCGACAGAAGAUGGGCGGCGAAGAUCCAGACUACUGGAAGAAGGAGUACUUUUUGUUGCCUGGAAUUGUGUAUCGAUGGAUCCAACUAUAUCAACAGCUGCCUGGACCGAACAGUUGGGUGUGGCGGCAUUUUCCGCACGGGGACCUGUGGAAACGAAGCGUCCAACAGUAUGGGUUGGAUGUCAUGGAUCGUAUUCAUGAUGAUGAUAGAGAAGAGGGGACAACAGCAACAGCGUCAUCCGCAGCCGUAGUAGGUGCUGUCGCAGAAACGUCGUGAAACACACAGUGCGCCAUGGGCGAAGAAGAACAGUUCUUGACGACAACAGCGACGGGCAUAUACUAUAGCGAUGGUCAGAGGACCAUAUCAUAUUUCUGCUCGACCAUUUAUCAGGAUCAGGGGGCGGGCACCGACUCGACUCUCGGGUUUGAUUUCCUUGCACACCAGCACCCACAGCGAGCUAGCUUGGUCGGUGUAGAAUCAGCCAAUGAGCGAGACCUCGCAAUGAGGGUUGGAUGAAAAGAAGCAUCCCAUCGAUACAUACGGUAGUGAUCGUCCGGCAUCUUUUGCCGCGGUUGGGGUGCUUCCCAUGGAUGCGCGACUUACUCAUAACUCCAGCUAUAGAGCAGUCUUGUGAACUAAGCCAUACUACUACAACUCGAUGAUUCAAUUGCAUUGCUUGUGGUUACGAGGUCUGCCGCCUAUCCUGCGCCGCCCCUGGG
This is a messenger RNA of Seminavis robusta, 2456 nucleotides long. NCBI's taxonomy places the organism in Eukaryota, Bacillariophyta, Bacillariophyceae, Naviculales, Naviculaceae. The record is from the annotation of a GenBank genome assembly.